Molecule: messenger RNA, 4057 nt
Organism: Juglans microcarpa x Juglans regia
Lineage: Eukaryota; Viridiplantae; Streptophyta; Magnoliopsida; Fagales; Juglandaceae
Exons: 3
Coding region: 786-3947 (1053 amino acids)
Molecular function (GO): ADP binding
Source: RefSeq, a predicted model, not a curated record
GAUGCUUGACUCUGCUUCUCACGCGCGAAUGUUCGGAUGGUUUAUGAUCACUUCGGCUGCGUAGCGAGAUGUCCUUUCUGUUUCAAAGUUUCUGCCUUUGGAUAUUUCUUUCAUUUUCAACCUUAAUUCUGUAUUUACAUAUAUACACACACAGAAUUAUAAAGUACCGACUUUACUUUUCUUAAUUGUUGUUUUCCAUUUACAGAGCUUUAUGGGUUUCCCCUCUAGGCCUUCUGGAAUGGGCAUAAUUUGUUGGAGAUUUCAAGUUUUUAUUGUUAGGUUGAAAUGAAUUCUGAUUGAAAUUUGGUGGAACUUGCUGGAUCGUGGUGACAGGCUUAGUCAGUGGGAAAUAUUUUCUAUGGUUUUCUUGAUAAUCCAGAUUUAAGUUGCCAAGUCAGCCGCACACCUUUUUUCUAUGGUUGAUUUUUUCUUGUUGGGUGGAUUCGUAGUUAACUCCGCAAGAGACAGUAAUGGAGAAAAUGGAGUUUCCGAGAAGAGGUGAUUCGAAUGCUACGGAGAACUUAGAGAAUAAUUUUCUAUUCAUCAUCCGAUUUAGACAAAUCAUUGUGUUACUGUUACUGGUUCAACUCCAGAUCUGGGUGAGCACCGUGUGUUUUCAAUUUUGUUAGAACGUUAGAACUCAUGAUUACUCGUCAUGAGUGAUGUUAAGGACAUCUGUGUCAUUCGUUUCACGUUGGAUCAUUAUUAGGGUGUCAUCAAGGUUUUUGGGAUUACUUCGAUCCUUAUUUUGAGGGCAUUUGUUUGAUAGGGGAAAAUAUGGAAACAUGGGUGCCAUUCUAGCUCAUACAGCAAUGGAUGCUUUACAAGUUGUUUCAUCAGCUACACAAUUAGUGUCGAGUAUGGUGGGGGCUGUUGCUGCAUUGGAGCAAGCCUCUAGGGAUCUUGAAGAAGCUCCGAAGAAAAUCAAAAGACUAGAGGAGUUUGUGUAUGAUCUCGAGAAUUUGACUCGCAGAAUCAAGCAAAAGCAUGUCUCCAAGCUUCAUAACCAUCGAUUAGAUAACCAAAUUCAAAGCUUAAAUGCCCUGGUGGAAAGGCUUCAUCCAAACAUCGUGAAGGCAAGAAGGAUUGUGUCAAGAAGUAAGUUCAAGAACUUGGCAAAGAUAGUGUGGAGUUCUAUGGCUGGGGACCCACUUGGGAAAGUAGUCCAUACAAUCAAGGGUGACUUAAACUGGUGGCUUGACUCUCAAAUAUUGGUGCAAAAUGUUGAGAAGGUGAUAGAAUCCACUGCACAAGACAUCCCAGUUCGGUUAAAGAUAAAUUGUGAACAAGGUUACCCGAUAUCUAGUAAGUGUAACUUCAUAAGGAAUUUACUAGAGCAGGAGGGUUCUCAUCGGGUCAUUCUUAUUGUUGGGUUAUCUGGUAUUGGGAAGUCAUGUAUGGCUCGUCAAGUGGUUUGUGAUCCGCCAGCUAAAUUUGUGGGCGGUGCAGUUGAGCUUUGCUUUGGGCAAUGGUGCAGCAGAGCUGCCUGUAACGGAAACAAGGCCGAAUAUCAGAGCCGAUUAGCUCGAAAAUUUUGUAAAUUUCUUGUGCAGAUUGGAUUUUGGAAGAAGAUUAAGGAUAACGCUGGAGAUCUUGAAUACAUAUGUUGCUUGCUUCAAGAAGCCUUGUACGGGAAGAGCAUUUUGAUCCUUCUCGAUGAUGUGUGGGAGCAGGACAUAAUUGAACGAUUUACAAAACUGUAUGAUAAUGAUUGCAAAUACUUAGUAACAACGAGAAAUGAAGCUGUCUAUGAAAUUACAGAAGCUGAGAAAGUUGAGUUAGGCAAAGAUGACAUAAGGGAAAUAAGCAAGAAAAUCCUUGUGUACCAUAGCCUCCUUAGCGAGGAAGAGUUGCCGAUUAUCGCAGAAACCUUGCUUGAGCGUUGUGGCCACCACCCUCUUACAGUGGCUGUCAUGGGUAAGGCUCUCAGGAAAGAAACAAGAUCUGAAAAAUGGGAGAAAGCCAUCACAAAUUUAUCCACCUUUGCCACAUGUGCACCCGGUCCUGUCUCUUACGUAAAUGAGAAAGAAGCUGAAAACACGCUAACCAUUUUUGGGUCAUUUGAGUUCAGUCUAGAAGCAAUGCCUGGAGACUCUAGGAAGCUCUUCGCAGCUCUUGCUGCUCUUUCAUGGGUUGAACAUGUACCUGAAGCUGGUUUGGAGGCUAUUUGGUCAGUUAUUGGGCAGGAGAGCCUAUUCCCUCUCAUAGUUGGCAAGCUUGUUGAGGGCUCCUUGCUGACGAAAACUGAUACAGAUCCCUUAUAUCAAGUACAUGACAUGGUUUCGCUGUACCUUGAUAGCAAGAAAAAUGAUGCAAUUGUGCUUUUAGUAGAUGAAGCUAGAGUCGAAGAAACAGCAUUUAUUUGCCCUUGGCUUUUUGUUUUUGGGAAAGAAAGCAUCAAAAGAAUUGUUGGACAAAAGAUAGAGAUAUUCCUCAGCGUUUUAGAAGAAAAGCAAGCAGUUAUCACCUUAGAAGCAAUUGUCCAGGCUCUAAUGGCUAGCAAAUCCAUAUCUGAAUAUGAAGUCAGCAGAGCAAGCUUUGUUUGCAUGUUGGGACCUAGAAUUGAAGCCCUUAUAUCAUCUGGUUUACAGAGUCUGGUUGUAGUGUCUGCAGAAGCCAUCACAAAUAUAUUCAAUAGAAAUGACUAUUGCAAUUACGUUCCAUCACUUGAAAGUACUGGUGCAAUUGAUAAGCUGGCAGUUAUACUAGAAAACUGUGAGGACCCCAUGGUCCAAACAAACGUUUCAGCGUUCCUUGCAAAGCUCGCAGAAUUUGGAAGCACAGAUACAGUCGAUAAGGUGCUUCAGAGUAUCCCCUUCAACCAACUGGCUGAUUUGCUCUCUCCUGAAGCUGAGGAAUGGCAUGAGAGCAUGUUUACAAUAUUGAUGUCAUUGGCCAAAGCAGGAAAGUCAAAAGCUGUUGAGAGAAUGAUUGCUUCUGAAAUCGAGAAAAAUCUAAUCAAACUUCUUGAGAAUGGAACUGAAGUGGCACAACAUGGUGCCAUUGUCAUAUUGAAAGCAUUUUAUGAGUUAGGGGGCCAUCCUACAAAUGGGCAUCUUCAACAUGCUAAUCUAAAACUUUUGCCAUGGCAAGUGAGGCUUCGUUUGGAAAGAUUUGUGUUGUCAGACCAGAAUGUUUCCUCUUCACCAAGGCCGCAAACUUUUGAAGAUCUACUCCACAAGGUACUUGAUAGCAAUUACAAGCAGGUAUUGGAAGCAAUGCAAGACCUCAUACCAAUUAUUGAGAAAGCAGGGGACCCAAAAAUCAGAGACAUGAUUUUAAAAAGCCCCCUCAUCAAAAGACUCUUUGAACUUUUACAAACACAGCAGAAGUCAAUGAAAUCCGAGUCUGUCUUUCUAUUAAUGAAGCUAGCUCUCUCUGGUGGAGAAUCCUGCAUUAAGAAAUAUCUGGAGUAUGAUAUUAUUCCCGAGCUAGUCAAGAUGAUGCAGUGCACCAUUCCAGAGUUGCAGGAUGCAGCCUAUACAGCACUACACCAGAUGCUGUUUGGCACUGGUGGGGCCCUGGUUUUGAAGCAUAUAUUUCAGUUGGGUCUCAUAGAGAAGUUGGUUCACUCAAUUGACAGCAGAUCAGCGAAAGCAAGGGAAGUGAACGUCCACUGUCUUCUGGAUGCUGUCGAGUUGGGAACCAAACAAUUCUUGGAGCGGAUGUUUUCUUUGCAAGUGGUGGAGAAGCUUACAAAGUUAGAAAGUGUCAGUGGGGGCUCAGGGGAAACUGUGGUUGGAUUUCUCAAGGGAAUGGAUAAAUGUAAACGUCUUUCUACUGCUGAGCGCAAGGUUAUGAAGCAACAAGUGCUUAGGAAAGUAAGGGCUACCUUGAAAGGCCAUAAAUUUGAAGCGCGGAUUUUGGCAGCUGUAGAUGCCUGUUUAUGUGAAGGAUCAAUGAGGGGAGCCACUAGCAGUAGUAGUGGUAGAAACAGAAAGUCGUAGCUUGGGCUCUCUAGUAUACCAUGGAGGAGAGAUGUACUUUCGACCAGAUCUUUGACUUCUGGCCCUGCUUGUUAUGGUAUAUUUCAACCAACUGCUAAUUCAAUUCUCAA